AUGCAGGUCCAUGCACUGUCACAGAUAUCGUCUGUUGGCCUAAUCGAAGAUCACGAGAUCAGCGACAGGAACUCUGACGAUAUCCCCUCCAGUAAACAAACUCCACAGCCCAUCAUGCAUUCCUCCAUCUUCGACCUUAGUGUGAGCAACCUUGCAACCCAGAGUGCCAUGGAAGCCUAUAAUCACGCCAUGCAGGCCUAUACACUAUACCAGAUAUCGUUUCUCAAACCAAGUGAACACCUUGGAAUCGGUGACAGGGACCCUGAUGAUGUCCCCACCACCGGUGUGCUAUGCCAAAGUCAUGGCCCUCCUAUCGCAGUUGAGUUCGAAGAAGCCGCUAGACAAGCUGUCAAUGGUUUAUAA
Molecule: messenger RNA, 363 nt
Organism: Penicillium waksmanii
Lineage: Eukaryota; Fungi; Ascomycota; Eurotiomycetes; Eurotiales; Aspergillaceae
Exons: 1
Coding region: 1-363 (120 amino acids)
Source: RefSeq, a predicted model, not a curated record